CUUUUGUCAGGUGAGGUUAUGUUAAAUUCGUACACUGUGUAGAUGUAAUAUCUGAAAAAUAACAAUUUAACAACUUUUUUAUUAACGACUGUUAGAAGAUCCAUCUGAUUCUGUUGUUUCAUAAGAUUAUGUAACCUCUAUUUCAUUACUUUUUAAGAUCAAAAACGGAUAUUUAACAUUUAUCGCAUGACAACAGUUGAUCCCUGUAAAAAAUUUGCAUGUAAAUUGCAACAGUGUUUAAAAGACAACGUUUACCAACCAUCACGUUGCGAGUCAGUUAUAGAAGAAAUAAGGCAGUGUUGCAUACAUCAUUCAGCUGUAUCAGUAGUUUGUGAUGGUAUAGAUACUUCAAAACCAUACGAACACAAUACAGUAGAUUAUAAAAAAGCUCAGAAAUAAGUUCAUCAUGUAUUCAGAUCGAUUAAGAGUAAUUAAUUGGAUUGGUACUAUAGCAUUAUCAUGCUAUGCUAUGUGGACAGUGUAUCAACUUGCAUAUAAUGAUCCUCCACGUAAAAACAAAAAGCCUGCCCAUACAUAAAGAAGAUAAUGUUUUACUAUAACCAGUAAUGUACUAACCGAUAGUAAAUAUAUAUAUCAAAUAUAAUAAAUAAUACAAUGUGUUAAUAAAA
This is a messenger RNA of Osmia lignaria (orchard mason bee), 629 nucleotides long. RefSeq names its product cx9C motif-containing protein 4. The record is from RefSeq and is a predicted model, not a curated record. NCBI's taxonomy places the organism in Eukaryota, Metazoa, Arthropoda, Insecta, Hymenoptera, Megachilidae. Gene Ontology annotation, cellular component: mitochondrial intermembrane space.